AUGCAUGUUACAAGCGCUUCAAAUCUAGAGCGCGGAAACGUCCGCACUGAUUCAGAUCACUCAAGCAACACUGGUGGGAAUUCAGGCGCCAAUGUUCGCACAUGGAACGAAAACGACUUGCCGGCACCUAGGCCAAAGCUUACCAUCUUGGAUGUAGCUGCACUUAUUCUUAACAAACAGAUCGGCACUGGAAUCUUCACGACACCGGGGGCAGUCUUACUUUCGACACAAUCCAAGGGACUAAGCGUCGCACUGUGGACGAUCGGCGGAUUUUGGACGCUGAUGUUCCUACUCAUCUACCUUGAGUUCGGAGAUGCAUUUCCGUACAAUGGUGGUGAGCUUGUGUAUCUCGAUGAGACAUACCGCAAACCCGAGUUAUUAGCCACAAUCCUCUUUUCCGGGUUUUUCCUCAUGUUAGCGAACUCUUAUGGUAAUUCCAUCCAGUUCGCUAAACACGUUCUUGUUGCUGCUUUCCCAGGCCUAGAAGACAGUACAAAGCUCGAUCCCCGUCUAGUCCGCUACAUCGCGAUAUCAGUGAUCACCUUCGUCUGCCUGAUUCACUGGCAUUCAAGUAGGGCAGGCCUGUUUCUCAACAAGCUCGUUGCAUGGUACAAGAUAGUCUUGUUGGUAGUUAUCUUUAUCUCUGGUAUGACUAAGAGCAGUGGGAAUCAGUCAAAAUGGAGCGAUUCUGGGAACGGAGUUUCGACGACUGAUGGCAUGACGGGGAUGGUGCUCAUAUUCUACUCGUAUCAAGGUUGGGAGAAUGCCAACUACGUUGCGGGCGAGAUUCGCGCUUCAGCCAACAGUACAUCCAAAACGACUCUUAACAUCGGCGCUACACUGGGCGUCACAACCACUUGGAUUCUCUACGUGCUUGUCACAGUAGCUAUUUAUCGCGUUUUGGGAUACGAGGACCUUACAGGUCCUCACUCUGACCUCGCGGUAGCGCUCAAGUUUGCACCGAAGGUUUUCGGUGGCGCUACCGGCCUGAAAGUCUGUAUGGCGAUUUCUGCUUUCGGUAAUGUUCUUGCAGUUACGUACACUGCGUCCAAAGUCAAGCAAUCCAUCGCCAUACAAAGAAUCCUGCCGUUCUGGCGGUACUUACAAGCUGAUCAACACACUCCCAAAGGUGCUUUGAUUUUACACUGGAUAACAUCUGUCAUCUUUGUUGCUUUUGCACCCAGUAGUUCAGAUGGAUAUAGCUUUGCUGUUGGGUUCUAUACAUACGGGCACAUUUUGUUCAGUGUCCUUGUCGCUGUCGGCCUGGUCAAGCUUAAACAACGAAUACGGAGCUCACCAGAACCGGAACACUCGGAUUGGGAAUACACCUUCUUUCGGUCCAAGCCAUUGUUAUACACCGUACCCGUCAUCUUCGCUCUCGGAAAUGUCCUCAUCCUGGUAUUUGCUGGCAAGACGCACAAGCCAGGCAAGAUUCCCAGAUGGUGGUGGCCGAUCGUGACUUUCAUCAUUCUGUUCACGAGUGCUCUAUAUUGGGCUGGCAUGCGGGUUCUUAUGGUGAAGACGAGAGCGAUAAACCCAACAACGCAUGAGCAGAAGACCAUUGGCGAUUUGGUUGGGUUAAGCGUCCGGGUAGAGUGCAAAGGCGACGAAAACCUUCCGCCAAACAUCGCAAGGGACAUUGACGAGACACUAGCUGCAAAGGUGGAUGGUAGUCAAAGGCGAGUCAUUGUAGAGACGAGGGGAUGGCUGGCCAGUUUGGGCAACUCUUUCGAUGACUUCAGGAAGAUGGUCAGUAGGUAUCUGUUCUAG
Messenger RNA from Macroventuria anomochaeta, 1770 nucleotides. RefSeq names its product amino acid transporter. Gene Ontology annotation, cellular component: membrane. Gene Ontology annotation, biological process: amino acid transmembrane transport. The transcript is spliced from 6 exons. Gene Ontology annotation, molecular function: L-amino acid transmembrane transporter activity. Bases 1 to 1770 code for a protein of 589 amino acids. NCBI's taxonomy places the organism in Eukaryota, Fungi, Ascomycota, Dothideomycetes, Pleosporales, Didymellaceae. The record is from RefSeq and is a predicted model, not a curated record.